This is a messenger RNA of Suncus etruscus (white-toothed pygmy shrew), 3168 nucleotides long. RefSeq names its product TEF transcription factor, PAR bZIP family member (gene TEF). Gene Ontology annotation, biological process: regulation of transcription by RNA polymerase II. Gene Ontology annotation, molecular function: RNA polymerase II cis-regulatory region sequence-specific DNA binding; DNA-binding transcription factor activity, RNA polymerase II-specific. Lineage: Eukaryota; Metazoa; Chordata; Mammalia; Eulipotyphla; Soricidae. Gene Ontology annotation, cellular component: nucleus. The record is from RefSeq and is a predicted model, not a curated record.
CUGCUUCGGCUCCCGCCCCGCCCGCCUCCAGCUCCGAGCCGCGUCCCCACGGCCCGCGCCCGCGCCUCCCCGCCGGGCCAUGUCGGGUGGCGACCGGAUCGCGGUGGCCCCGGCCAUGGACAUGCCCGAGGUCCUCAAGUCCCUGCUGGAGCACUCGCUGCCCUGGUCCGACCAGAGGACAGACAAGGAGAAAGGGAAGGAAAAGCUGGAGGACGACGAGGCGGCAGCGGCCAGCACCAUGGCCGUGUCGGCCUCGCUCAUGCCGCCCAUCUGGGAUAAGACCAUCCCGUAUGACGGCGAGUCGUUCCACCUGGAGUACAUGGACCUGGACGAGUUGCUGGAGAACGGCAUCCCUGCCAGCCCCACGCACCUGGCCCACAACCUGCUGCUGCCCGCUGCCGAGCUGGAUGGGAAGGAGUCGGCAGGCUUCCGCCCGCCGCGUCCCCCGCCCUCCUCCUCCACCGCCGUCUUUCAGCCCUCGGAAACCGUGUCCAGCACAGAAUCCUCCGUAGAGAAAGAGAGGGAGACCCCCAGCCCCAUCGACCCCAACUGCGUGGAGGUGGAUGUGAACUUCAACCCUGACCCCGCUGACCUGGUCCUUUCCAGCGUGCCGGGCGGGGAGCUCUUCAACCCACGGAAGCACAAGUUUGCCGAGGAGGACCUGAAGCCCCAGCCUAUGAUCAAGAAGGCCAAGAAGGUCUUUGUGCCCGAUGAGCAGAAGGAUGAAAAGUACUGGACACGGCGUAAGAAGAAUAACGUGGCUGCCAAGCGGUCACGAGAUGCACGUCGCCUGAAGGAAAACCAGAUCACCAUCCGGGCGGCCUUCCUAGAGAAGGAGAACACGGCACUGCGGACGGAGGUGGCCGAGCUUCGCAAGGAGGUGGGCAAAUGCAAGACCAUCGUGUCCAAGUACGAGACCAAGUAUGGGCCCUUGUAACCGUGUGCCCCGCCCGGGCGCUCUGCCCGCUCCUCCACCGCUGGGAGCUCCAUGACACCCCAUCCAUGCGUGGAGACUUCGGACACUUCCCGGCAGUCGGGGCGCCGGAGCCGUCGUGUUCCAGCUUCCUUGUCUCCUGGCUGGCAGGCACGGGCAGUUUUGUGUGGUUCCUCCUGGCCCCAGUUGAAUCCGAAGGGACCUCCGAGCCCAGGGCUCCUGGACUCCCCCACUCUCCCUCGCUCCACAGAACGAGUCCCGCAGGCUGCCACCCAUGCAUCUCAGGGAGCAGGGCACGUGUCCAGGCCUGGGGGUGUCUUCCGCCUCGCUCGCCCCCUGAAAGGCUCCCAGAGAAACAGCUACUUUUCUGCCGCCCCCGGGUGGUGGGCGCAGGUCGGGCCUGCCUGCAGCAGCGUUGCCAGCCACGGGUUCACAUUCAGCCCCAUCCUCCUGCCUCCUACCUGACUACACCCGCUGUGGGAGAGACCCCCAGACAGCCUGGGUCUGAUCCUGGAGCCCCAGAGUAAGAGAGACCCUUCCUCGUCGUCUCCCCAGGAGAAGGGGCCCCGAGGACCUCCUGCUGCUGCUUGGACUGGACUUGGACAGGACCCCUCUGAGAACCUGUGGGCAUUUUGCCUAAUAUCCAGCCCCACCGUGAGGUGCGCCCAUGUUUCUCCGGGAACCCCUUUUCCUCAGUGAGUCGGCUCUCACUGGAUCAGAAGGUGUCUAGGGCUUGUUUCGGGGUUUCUUCCCAAGGGGACUCCAGGUCCCAGCAGACCUUGGGACACGUACACGGUGACAGUUCCUUAGUUGUGUCCCAGAGCAUGCCCCAGGGUGUGGUGACCUCGAAGCUGCUCCUCUUCCAGUCGGCCUGGAAGGUGAGCCCUGGAGCCCCUGGACCGUUGCCCAGGGGCUCCGAGACUCUUGUAUUUAUUUGCUCAGGGCAGUCACCUGUGGUGAAGAGGGGCUGAAGGACUUUGUUGACAGAUGUUAAGGUGGGGGGGGCGCUUGGGGACCUGCACACCUCUCCCCCCUCUCUGGGGACCGACAAAGAUCCCUAAGGCCAAGGGAGGUUACCCCUCCCUUGGGCCUGACUUUGACUGUGGUUCUGCUCAAACCACGCUCACACUUUCUCGGGUAACCACAUCCGGCAUGUCCAUGUCCUGCCCGGGCACCCCUGUCCCCUCCUCGGCCAGGCCAGCUUCCAGGAGGCCGGUUCCCUGCCCGAGAGCACCUCCUGCCUGCUUCAAAGCGCUUCCUGUCCCUUGGCCAGAAAGUGUCUGGUUUGUGUUUUCUCAGUUUCACUUUUUAAAGCCUAGAAAUGACUCCCUGUGACACCCCCUGACCUAGCACCUGGGACAGUGGCCCAAGGUCUCUCCUUUUUGUCCCCCCUCCUGCCUGCCCCCCUCCCAGGUGGUGACAUAUGGUUCUUUCCCAGAGUGUGGCGCUGCCUCUGAGCUUGAGGGUGUCCCUCAGCUGAGCACAUUCCCCUCCUGGGGCCUGCUCGGUUCUGUCCUGGACCCAGGGGUCCCUCGGGUCCUCUGGGCCUCUUCAUCUCGGGCCAGCAGCCAAAGACAAGGCUCCUGCAUUCGCCCCUCCAGCACCUUCAGAGGAGCCUUGUAGGAGAGAGAAGGAAUGAGCAAAGGGCUUUGCAGCGCCAGGCGCGGCGCGGGUGCUGCCCCUCCCUCCGUGCCCUGGCAGCCUCACUGCCACCCAGAUCUGACAAAUCAUGAAUGAGCCAGAUGGUUGCAGGUGUCCAGAGGAAGAUGUCUGUCUAGGUAAAAAGGUAUAUACUCACACUAGAGAAUGGCCCAGGGGCCUGAGGCGUCCAAAGGGGCCACAGGAGAGGAGGCAGCCCCAGGAGGUUGCUUCCUGCUGCCAGCUCUAGGCCCCAAACCGAGACAGGUUUCCAGAUUUCCCCCUCACCCCGAUUCCUUUGACAUCUGUUCAUUAAGUGCAAUAAAUUUUUCUAGAAAACGGCAAAGAUGACUCCAGGUGGGCAUUGCUGUGUGCAGGGAGGGACGCAGACCACCACUUGGCUUUAUUUUUCUAAGUGCAUGUGAUGUGCUCGCGUGUGUGGGGUCUGCGGCCCCCCAGGGAGCAGCACAGCGCAGCCCACUGGCCUUAUGUGCGUGUGCGAGUGCGAGUGAGUCCUGGCCGGUGGGCCCGAACGAUGCUGGGGAGGGGAGCGGUGGAUCCUUUUCAGAAUAAAAGCCGAUAUUUUGAGACGAGAA